UGGCAAGUUGACUGUGGCGAGUUGACUAUGGCGAGUUUGCCAUGUCAAGUUCUCAAAGACUUCUCAAAGAAAACUCCCAUCGUUUGAGUCCUGAUGCGUAGACACACUCGAGCACUGAACCGUGUGCAUUGGAUUUUGGCAAUCCGAGACCAGCUUGUUUUUCCAGGAAGAAUUAAGUGUUGGGAAUACCUAAAAUGACUUCGGUAUAGACGCCCCAGAAUGGCUUCCAAAGUAACAGAUGCUAUCGUCUGGUACCAGAAGAAGAUUGGGGCUUAUGAUCAACAAAUAUGGGAAAAAUCUGUUGAACAAAGAGAAAUCAAGGGUUUGAGAAACAAGCCAAAGAAAACUGGGCACGUGAAGCCUGAUCUCAUUGACGUGGAUCUUGUAAGAGGGUCGGCCUUUGCAAAAGCAAAACCAGAAAGUCCUUGGACCUCCCUGACUCGAAAAGGAAUUGUUAGAGUCGUUUUCUUUCCAUUCUUCUUCAACUGGUGGCUACAAGUGACAUCCAAAGUUAUAUUUUCGUGGCUUCUUUUCCUUUAUCUUCUUCAAGUGGCUGCCAUCAUACUCUUCUUCACGAUACAAAGCCCACACAACAUACCUCUGACGGAAGUCAUCGGCCCGGCAUGGCUCAUGCUGCUCCUUGGAAUGGUGCACUGCCAGAUUGUCUCCACACGGACCCCAAAAUCCUCCACAAACACCGGCGGGAGAAGGAGGAGGAAAUUAAGGAAAGCGGCCCACUUGGAAGUGCAUCGUGAAGGGGAUGGCUCUAGCACGACCGAUAACACCCAGGAAGGAACCGUCCAGAGUUAUGGCACCAGUACCUCUUCUAGCCUUGGCGCUGUCUUCAAGGAACUCUGGCAUGCUACUUUCUUUUUAUCAGGAGCGAAAAAAGCAAAGAACUCCAUAGACAAAUCUACCGAAACGGACAACGGGUAUGUUUCCCUUGAUGGCAAAAGGACAGGGAGAAACAACGAAGAUGCUUUACAAUCCCACGAACCCCUCUCUGAGAUAAUCCGGUCAGAAGAGCCCGGCUGGAAUAUCGGAACUGCCCGAAGUACAUACAACACUUCAAAUCAUAAAGACAGUCACCGAACAGUGACAAAUAUAUCGGAUGAAGUUUCUAGUGAGGAGGGCCCGGAAACCGGCUACCCUUUACGACGGAAUGCCGAACGCGCUUCCAGCGAUUGUGCGUUUCGAAGCAAGAAAUCUCACCAUUAUAAGAAACAUUACCCUGUAGAGGAUGUCCCCAAAUCGGGCACGAGCUGCAGCUCCAGGUGUUCAAGUUCCAGGCAAGAUUCGGAGAGCGCCAGGCCGGAAUCGGAGACGGAAGAUGUGCUGUGGGAGGAUUUUUUGCACUGUGCCGAGUGCCGUUCCUCCUGUACCAGCGAGACCGACGCCGAGAAUUCUCAGGUCAACUCUUGCAUGAAGAAGGAAUACAGAGACGACCCCUUUCAUCCGGGUCAUUUGCCCUGGUUCCAUAGCUCGAACCCCGGGCUGGAAAAAGUUAGCGCCAUUGUGUGGGAAGGCAACGACUGCAAAAAGGCAGAUAUGUCCGUGCUUGAGAUCAGCGGCAUGAUCAUGAACAGAGUGAACAGCUACGUUCCAGGGAUCGGAUAUCAGAUUUUUGGCAACGUGGUCUCCUUAAUCCUGGGAUUAACGCCGUUUGUAUUUAGACUUUCCCAAGAAAAAGACCUGGAACAUUUAGCCACACAUACGGCCACCGAACUGUACGCUAUUGUCUUUGGGUCGGAUGGAAACAUAAUGGUGAUAUCCAUGGUCCUCGUCUGCUUCAUCGUGCGGGUUUCCCUGGUCUGGAUUUUCUUCUUCCUUUUAUGCGUGGCUGAGAGGACUUACAAGCAGAGAUUACUAUUUGCCAAACUUUUUGGUCAUUUAACAUCUGCCAGGAGAGCUCGGAAGUCAGAAGUUCCACAUUUCCGGCUAAAAAAAGUCCAGAAUAUUAAAAUGUGGCUUUCCCUUCGCUCCUAUCUAAAGAGACGAGGCCCUCAACGUUCAGUGGACGUAAUAGUUUCCUCUGCUUUCUUGUUGACUAUUUCUGUGGUAUUUAUCUGCUGUGCACAGCUGCUUCACGUCCAUGCGGUCUUCCUUGACUGCCAUUAUAACUGGGAACUGGUCAUCUGGUGCAUUUCAUUAACCCUUUUCCUUCUGAGAUUUGUGACACUCGGAUCCGAAACAAGCAAGAAAUACAGCAAUACGUCAAUAUUGCUUACUGAACAGAUAAACUUGUACCUGAAAAUGGAAAAGAAACCAAACAAGAAAGAAGAGCUAACGUUGGUCAACAAUGUCUUAAAACUCGCGACAAAGUUAUUGAAGGAAUUGGAUAAUCCCUUCAGAUUAUAUGGAUUAACAAUGAAUCCUUUGCUGUACAAUAUUACACAAGUUGUUAUCCUGUCCGCUGUUUCGGGCGUAAUCAGCGACUUGCUCGGAUUUAACCUAAAGCUUUGGAAGAUCAAAUCCUGACCCUCUUCCAAGACGGGAUGCCCACGUUGGGCUGAAGACGACAACUGAGAAAACUGAACUGCCUCUCCGCAGCGGAUUCAUAAUCUCUUUACGGACCAUCCUCGGAGGAAGAGAGAGAGAGAAAAAAAACAAACUACAAAACCCCAAAGUGUUUACAACUGACAGUCUAGUGCAAUCUGAAUAUUUAUUUUACCUUUUCGAUUUUUUAAAGAAAACUUACGUUUUAGCUGACAGUGUGUUUGGUCGCAAGUCCUCAACGGGCUUUGCUUGCCGAAAGGGUCAAAUAUAUAUAUAUAUAUACACGCACAUAUAUAUAUAUAUAUAUACAUACCUACAUACAUACCAGUGGUGGGUUUCAAAUUUUUUUACUACUGGUUCUGUGGGUGUGGCUUGGUGGGCGUGGCAUGGCUUGGUGGGUGUGGCUUGGUGGGCGUGGCAGGGAAGAAUACUGUAAAAUCUCCAUUCCCACCCCACUCCAGGGGAAGGUCAUUUCAAAAUCCCCAUUUCCUCCCGAUCAGCUGGAACUCGGGAGGCAGAGAAUAGAUGAGGGCGGGGCCAGUCAGAAUUUUUACUACCGGUUCUCCGAACUGCUCAAAAUUUCCGCUACCGGUUCACCAGAACUGGUCAGAACCUGCUGAAACCCACCUCUGAUACAUACAUACAUACAUACAUACAUACAUAAUGGAGCUAUCUCAACCCUCGAAAUUUCAGUUGUGUGUCCUCUUAAACAGGUCAGAUCGGCUUCACGGAUUUGUGAAAGAAACGAAGCCCCUUUUAAGCUAAAGACGUUCUUGUUACAGCAGAGUCGCGCGGAAAAAGUCACUUUAUCGAAUAAAAGUAUUACCAAGUAUUUAGAACGUUUUAUCUACCAGCCCCGAGAAGAGAGGGCGUCGGCACACCAGCAUAUUGUUACAGUAUGUAACAAUAGAAAAUUACAGUAGAAAAUUACGCUUACUGUAACGACAGCACAUUAUGCCAGAGAGCUAAUAGAGAGGAGUAAAAAUGUUCUGUUUUUUUUUUUUUAAAAAAGAAACAUCAAUGCAAAAAUCCAGCAGCUUUCUUAACUCAAGGGAUUUUCAGGAUCCACACGGGAACUGUCGUUUAAACAUGAACCGAAUUUCAACAAGGUGUUACCGAGCAAGUCAACAAGUGCUCUUUCGCGAUGUUGUUGUUAUUAUUAUUAUUAUUAUUUUUUAGCCGAGCAAUAAUUGUAAGCUGUUACUACACUGUAAGAUAUUUUGAUAAAAACUAGCUGUUGUAUUUAUUUGAAAACGCGGAGCUGUUUGCCCAGCUCUUUUGCCGCUCAGUAUGUGCACUUUUGUGGUUAUUUUAAUGACGAUCUUUAUAUAUAUAUAUAUAUAUAAUCUUUAUAUAUAUAUAUAAAUUAAACAGGAUAUAUUAUGAUGCACUAUGGGGCGAUAAUCUUGCCUUUGCGAUUCGACAUAAAAACAGUGUAUGCCAGAGGUGGGAUUAACUUACCUUCCCUACCGAUUCGCAAAUGUGAGCGCACACGCCACCUCUGCGCAUGCGCACGGCCCUCUGCACAUGCGCAGUAGUCACACAUAACUUACAGGCUGGUAGGCGGAGCCUCCCGCAGUCGCCGCUGCUGGUUCAUACGAUCCGGACCAAACCGGCUGAAUCCCGCCACUGGUGUAUGCUCAACCCAAACAUUUUUUCCCCCCUAGUACAUUAUAGUAUAUGUGACUUAUACCACGCAGAGGCUUUAAAGUGAACUUCUUAAUAAGGUGUAUGUUUUAAAUUAUAGGAUGAAACGCCGGUCCCCCCGCCCCCCUGCCGUUCCUAACCCUUUCCUGCGUACUUUGGAGCGAGCAUAUUUAAAAAUCAGACUCCGGAUUUCAAAACUCCAAUUUGAAACUGAAAGCACAGAGAGAGAAAAAUUUUCUUCCUUGUUUUCAAAUACGUGACAAACGAAAUUUAUUUUUGGUGCGAGGAAAAGGCAUUUAACUGGGUUUCCUAAACCCGGCUUAUAAGCAAUUGCUUAUUGAUUAUUUCAGCAAACGUCUUUCUCGACACACUCACACACACACCCCAAAAAAAUUCUUCAAUUCCUGAAUAUCCCCCCCCCCCUCAAAAUUCCCAGUUUGCCUCUUUGCUCGGGAGGAAGUUACGCUAUGCCGAACUACGCCCAGUGUACUUUUUGGAAGUGAGUAUAUUUACAGAUCAGGCGGUCUGACUGCAAAUUUAAAAGCUGCGGAUGUGAUCUGAGAACACAGAAGGAGAUUCUCUUGCUUGUUUUCAAAACACAAAUGAGCAUAAAAUGACAGGCUCAAUUUGUUUCUGGUUCAAGGUAGAGCCAUUUAACUGGGUUUCUGUAAUUUUCUAAAGCUAUGUAUAGGUUUAUAGACAGUAUUAGUCAGUUUUGGCUUUAGUAGUAAUAUUAGUAACUAGUGGUUAGUUAUGCAGUGAACAGGGGUGAGGCCUAUAACUGAGUUACCUUGAUUUAAUGUGUACAGCUCUAAUCUAUUUUGGGGGGGGGGCAGAGAAAAUGCUAGUUGCACGCCGAAUCCUCUGGAUUUCUGUCGUUCAGUUGAGCGGCCAACGUGGCGCACAAUAGUUGCUUAUGACAAGCUGCCACUCCAUUAAGGCUGGGAGUAUUUGCUGAAGGGCAGCUGGGAUCUCAGGUGAAAUUCAUAGCCUUUGGCAUAAAAGUCCAUCCGAGUCGGGCAGCUGUACCAAAUUUGAAUCAAUAAAAAAGUUAAAAUCAUCGGGGUUUACAGGUUUAGAUCAUGGGUGUAAAGCUCUUAUUUCGUUGAGGGCCGCAUCAGGAUUGGGGGGGGGCAGUGGAGUGGGUGUGGACAGAGUGAGCACGGCCAUCUUGACGUCACUCGUGUCAGGGGUGGAUGUGGCGGCCCGAGUGCUCUGCGAGCGGAAACUGGCUCCCAAUCUCCGUUUUCGGCUGGGACGGCUUCCUGCAAACUCCUGCCAGCGAAAACGGAGUCCCCUCCUGAACUCCGUUUCCGCUGGCAGAAGGUUGCAAGAGGCUGUCCUAGCUGAAAACGGAGAUUGGGAGCCCGUUUUCGCUCGCAGAGGCACUGCAGGCCGGUCCUUGGCUGUUUCCAGCACGGCCCCCGCAGGCCAGAUCUAAGCACCCCACGGGGCCAGGUCCAGCUCGUGGGCCUUGAGUUUCACAUCCCUCGGUUAGAUCAAUCGUUAUUUGGAGAAAAAGGAUCAGUUGGUUUUUGGUUUUUUUUUAAAAAAAUCAUCUUUAGGAAAGUCGGCUUCCGUUAUCGAAUUGUAAUCAAGCAGGCAAAAAAGAUCCUGUUGCAUUACGUUGAACGGCUCUGGAAGAUCCUGCGUUGCUCAGCUGAUCCCUUGAGUUUUAAGAGUUUUAAAACUUAGUGAUCGUUAAAUGUAAGUAAGAGAAAAUAAUGGAGCUGAGCAAAACGAAUCGGUAAGACAGUCACUUCCUCUGCAGAAUUGUUACAGUUUGACCUUGUGUGGUAUAAGGUAUUUUUAUAUAUAAAGUAACGCAGGCAUUUUGUAUUUUAUUUGUUGCUGUACUAAUGACCAAAGUACUUUCUGUUGUAUUAUGUGUUUAUUCACCCGUUUCCCCCAUCAAAAGAAUGUGUUACUAGAGCUUUAACAACAUGCAGUGUGUAAUUUUAUCAUGUCAAAUUUUGACGCACACUUGACCUGUUCUUCUUUAUUUGUGUUGUCUGAUGUUCAGGUUAUGUUUAGGAAUUAAGUCUAUUUUAUAUAUGGGUUUUUUUUUUGUUCCAAAAUACGGUACAGACCUACGUAAAAAGCUAAAUUUUACAAAGAAUAUAUUUUAAGAAGAAAAACAAAACUUAAGAACUGUAUGAAUUUGAGGAUGAGGUUUGCAUAGCGAUCAGAAAUCAUAUUCCAUUCUGCCUUACCAUUUUGUAAAAAAAAAAAAAGAAAAGAAAAAAGAAUAGAUGUUUUCGCAAGGAAGCAUUUUGGGUUAUUUUUGUUUUGUUUUUAAGUAUCAAAAUACAGAGUAUAUGAUCUCAUUAGAAGGCAGCGGUUUGAGUUUUGAGCAGAAAUUUGAUCGUAAGUGUACCGUAACUCUGCAAUUUCGUGGUAUGCUGGUUUGUUGCACUAAUUAUGGUUAGCAUUAGCAGACUUAAGCAUGAGGGCUACCGCUACCAGGUAGGAAAUGUGUACCUCAUAAUAAUGACAGGUUUAAAUUGUGCCAUGGGUAUAUCAAACCUGCAAUUGAGAAGCUAAGCAUAUCUUUAUUUGAGAGACAGCGGUAAGGAGAAUGUGGCAAAUGUUGUUUCAUUGUUGUUGACGUAUGUUUGUAACUGGCAACGUGCUAAAGCUUGGAAUAAAAUCUGUGGCUGAUGGUUUAA
This is a messenger RNA of Ahaetulla prasina, 6812 nucleotides long. It is a transcript of the gene PHTF2, whose product is annotated as putative homeodomain transcription factor 2. Gene Ontology annotation, cellular component: endoplasmic reticulum. The coding region runs from base 220 to 2478 and encodes 752 amino acids. The transcript has 18 exons. The record is from RefSeq and is a predicted model, not a curated record. NCBI's taxonomy places the organism in Eukaryota, Metazoa, Chordata, Lepidosauria, Squamata, Colubridae.